Molecule: messenger RNA, 581 nt
Organism: Blepharisma stoltei
Lineage: Eukaryota; Ciliophora; Heterotrichea; Heterotrichida; Blepharismidae
Source: the annotation of a GenBank genome assembly
AUGUCAUUUUGACGAGAAUUUUUCAGACCUUUACCUAACUCCCCUCUUGCUUAGCAAACAAGAUAAUAUAAUUAGCAUGAGGUUAAAUUAUUAUAAUUAUUAAUUAUAUUUUAAUAAAAUUUAUAUUAAUUUUUUAAUAUUUUCAAAAUUAUUGCUCGGCUUGCUAAGGAAGGAUUAAAUUCUUUUCCAUUCGCUGGAGACGAAACAUGAUUGUAUACAACAAACAUAAAGAAAGUAAAUCUUAAACAGGAAACCAAUUCAAGCGUGAAAAAAUGGGUCAGAAAUUCAAAGAAAAAGCAAAAUCAACAUUUGCGAAGCCUUCUGGCAUUGAUCUUAAUGAGGCCCUUAAAAUUUUACAAAUUGAGUCCAAUUAUACAGUAGAGCAGGUAGAGGAAAGAUUUAAACGACUCCUUAAUACUAAUGACCCAGCCAAAGGAGGUUCUUUUUAUCUUCAAUGCAAAAUCCAAGGGGCAAGAAAUACUUUAUUAGAAGAAUUAGAAAAGCCUCAAGAGCAGCAAGAGCAAGAAGAGCAAGAAGAGCAAAAAGAAGAAAACACAGAAGGAACUGAAAAGAAGGAAUAA